Molecule: messenger RNA, 1158 nt
Organism: Saccharomyces mikatae IFO 1815
Lineage: Eukaryota; Fungi; Ascomycota; Saccharomycetes; Saccharomycetales; Saccharomycetaceae
Gene: AGX1
Product: alanine--glyoxylate transaminase
Exons: 1
Coding region: 1-1158 (385 amino acids)
Cellular component (GO): peroxisome
Molecular function (GO): L-serine:pyruvate transaminase activity; L-alanine:glyoxylate transaminase activity
Source: RefSeq, a predicted model, not a curated record
AUGACUAACUCUGUAGAUACACUGCUGAUUCCAGGCCCCAUCAUUCUAAGCGGAGCGGUCCAGAAAGCUCUGGACGUUCCCUCCUUGGGCCACACCUCUCCUGAGUUCGUCUCCAUCUUUCAAAGGGUUUUGAAGAACACCAGAACGGUUUUCAAAUCAGACGCUGCUUCCAAGUCUCAGCCCUUUGUGCUUGCAGGGUCCGGUACGUUGGGCUGGGACGUGUUUGCGUCGAAUUUUGCUCUUUCUAAGGCCCCUAACAAGAAGGUGUUGGUGGUGUCCACGGGGACGUUUUCGGACAGAUUUGCUGACUGUCUACGUAGUUACGGUGCUGAAGUAGACGUUGUGGAGCCUCUGAAGAUAGGGGAGGCGGUUCCUCUAGAGCUAAUCGCAGAAAAGUUGUCACAAAACAACUAUGGUGCUUUGACAGUCACACACGUGGACACUUCCACGGCGGUGCUGUCCGAUGUGAAGGCCAUUUCGCAAGUGAUUAAGCAGAAAUCGCCUGAAACGUUCUUUGUGGUUGAUGGUGUGUGCUCUGUUGGUUGUGAAGAGUUUGAAUUCGAUGAAUGGGGGAUGGAUUUUGCCUUAACCGCCUCGCAAAAGGCCGUUGGUGCUCCAGCAGGUCUUUCCAUCUUUGUGUGCAGCAGCAGGUUCAUGGACUAUACACUGAAUGACAGUGUGAAUGGCCAGGUGCAUGGCUACUUCUCGUCCUUGAGAAGAUGGACACCCAUAAUGCAGGACUACGAGGCUGGAAGAGGGGCCUAUUUUGCAACGCCACCCGUGCAACUAAUUAAUAGUCUCGACGUGGCCUUGAAAGAGGUCCUGGAAGAGGGGUUGAGCAAGAGAUGGGAUUCACAUCGUGAAAUGAGUGACUGGUUCAAAGACAGCUUGGUCAAUGACUUGAAAUUGACAUCUGUCGCUAAGUAUCCUUCAAACAUGUCUGCACACGGUUUGACUGCCGUAUACGUUGCAGACCCUCCAAGUGUCAUUGCGUUUUUGAAGUCCCACGGCAUAGUUAUUGCCGGGGGUAUUCACAAAGUUAUCGGGCCCAAGUAUAUUCGUAUUGGACACAUGGGUGUGACCGCUUGUGACAAAAACUUACCUUACAUGAAGAACUGCUUCAACUUGAUAAAACUGGCUCUUCAAAGAAAAAAAUAA